Molecule: messenger RNA, 2021 nt
Organism: Musa acuminata AAA Group (dessert banana)
Lineage: Eukaryota; Viridiplantae; Streptophyta; Magnoliopsida; Zingiberales; Musaceae
Exons: 8
Coding region: 916-1758 (280 amino acids)
Molecular function (GO): zinc ion binding
Source: RefSeq, a predicted model, not a curated record
CGUAAGGUGAUGCAAAAUUAUGCACGCUUCUUUUGCUUCUUGGCAUAUCCCUUUGCAUCUAAAGCCCAUUUAAUAGCCCCAUAUUAGAUUGAUGGAUACCAUAAUCCGAUUUGACCCUAUAUAUAUAUAUAUAUAUAGUAACAAAUAGAGAACUUUUCUUAGAUUCGAGACCAAGUAACAUGUGUGUGAAUCUGGAUAGUUAUUCUCCUAAUCUUAUCCAUUUCUCAACCCGAUUAACGGGACCUAAUCGGGUUCGAUAGGUACAAAAAUCCGACCCGGUAUGAGCCAACGUGGAGCGACAGGGACAAGGAACGUUCGGUGUUCCGAACGCUUCCCAGGACGAGAUUUUGUUCCCUCAGUAACAAACUCCUCGUGGGUCCCACAGAAGGGAAGGUAAGGUAAGGUUCGUGGGAGAAAUGUGGGGACGUGUUCUCCAACUCCUUCCAAGUUUAACCGUAGUCUAUCGCCCAUUUUGUCGAGAUCCAAGCGUAUUCUUAUCUCUCUCUCACUCUCUCGACGCUUCCGUCGUUUCGGCGUGGAUCAAAGCGGAAUGGUCGGCCUCCUUAGCUCAAAUCUCGUGUUUUCUUUUUGACCUUCGGUUUGCUUUCAUUGUGCGAUCCGUGAUUCGUGAUUCAGAUAUUUCACAGCUGGCUUGCGAAGUCGAAAUUUUCUUCCUGAUGAUCUGGUUUGUGAUUUGGUGGAGCAUCCGGAAUCCAGGCUAUGCUGCUUUUGCGUCUCAGGUUCAAUGAACCAACACAGCGCACUCGGUUGAUGUUCAUGCACUUAAGUCCUUUUUUGUUAGUUUCUUGUCCCGUUGAUUUUUGAAUUCUUGGAUUUGUUGGAGGAAGGAGAUUAAAGGAAAGCUCUAAAAGGUGGAUUUGAGGCAUCAAGGAGUGAUUGUGUCGCUAAGAAUCAAUGCUGAAUGUUGAAGGUGGUGGAAUGGGGCAGAAUCGGCACGAAGAUUGUUCUCAACCCUGUUCAAAUUUGUGCCCUAAUCAUAGUUCACAAUGUGAUUCUUCCUCUCAAAGUGGUGAGGAAAAGGGAGGAGGGCCAGGUCAGACUUCACAGGCAAUUCACAUGGGUGGGGUAGUGGAUUCUCCUGAUCUUAUCGUUGUGAUCACUCAGCCAGAGGAGGUUCCACUCCCCGGCAUGAGCAUCUCCCAGAGUAAAGCUUCAGAAGGCGACGAGAAAACCGGUAUGGUGGCUGCUACAUCUGCGGUUACUUCUCUGAAGGUGUUCUUGCCGAGGAGUGAGAGUUUCAAGGAUCAGUGCAGAGUUUGUCAACAGCAAACAGAAGAACCACUGAUUGAUCUUGGGUGCAGAUGUCGAGGUGAGCUUGCAAAAGCACACAGCUCUUGCAUACAAAUUUGGUUCCGUACUAAAGGUUCAAAUCAAUGCGAGAUAUGCCAGCAGGUGGCUGCAAAUGUGCCAUUUCCAGAGCCCCAGUCAAGUACAAGUUACUGGAUUUGGAGGGUAAAUUCAGGUCACAACAGGGGGCAACAAGAAAAUGAAAGAGGAUGGUUGAACCCACUUUGGGUUGCAUUUGCCAUUAUAAUUGGAGGACUUAUGUUGGAUGUACUAAUAUCAGUUUCUCUUGGAAUUUCUUCACGUCCGGUGAACAUCAUAACUGGUGUUCUCAUCAUGCUGGGAAUGGCUGCUGCUCUGCGGCUUUCGCUGGAAUGCUGUCGAGAGUUGGGUCAAACAAGAAAUACUCAGGCACAAGUGACUUUUAAUCCUGGGUAUCAUCCUGCGAUAUAGCUCUUGUCGUGAAUAACACAGAGAGGAGAGCUUUUGCCUUUUAUAUUUUUCUGGUGUCAUAUAAACUGCUGACUUCACAGGUGAUUGGGUCAGUGUCAAUUAUCUGCUUCUUAAAUAUGCUGCAUAGUGUUUACUUGUCAUUUGAAGUUUCUUGAGAUUUAUGUGCUAUUUAUGCUUACACUCUGCUCUUGUUGUAUGUAAUUGUACUACUAGCUUUGAUUUUUUUAGAUGGAAUGGUUACCUUGAUUUUGGCUUCUUUCUUA